This is a messenger RNA of Durusdinium trenchii, 1761 nucleotides long. NCBI's taxonomy places the organism in Eukaryota, Dinophyceae, Suessiales, Symbiodiniaceae. The record is from the annotation of a GenBank genome assembly.
AUGCCGCCUCGAAAGAAGGCGAAGGGCUCUGCCUUAGCUCAGGCAUUUGCUGCAGGAGCCUACACUCCGGCAUCUGCGACGACGGUUGAUGACCUGCCUCGAUUGCAACUAGAUGCCAUGGACUUGGUUGAGGGCAUCUAUUCCUUGAGGCAUGCAAAGCCCACCGAUGUGCACACAGAUCCUCUUUUCGGGAUGGUUCCAAAGGACGGGCUAUAUCCAUGGCCCAUCUGUCAUGGUGGCACGUUCAAAGACAUCGCACAAAGAGCUUUUGAGGACAGUGAUCGUCUUGUCAGCAUGUCCACGGAGUUAGCCUUCCAAGCAGGCCUGCUUGAAGUCCAGGAUGAUGCCGAGUUUUUGCAGCACUACUGCAAACUGGAUGCUUGGCCACCUGAAAAGUCAGAAGCCUUCGAGACGUCCGUGCUGGCUUGGAGCUUUGCGGAUCAGAGCUUUUGGCGAGGACAUGCCAUCGCGAUGAGCGAAGUGGUGAACUUCGCACGUGCAAUUGCUGCAAGUCGAUUCCACGAGGGGGAGACGGUGACUCUUCGGCUUCCAUGUGCACCGUUGAAGCCGGUGAACCUUGCCAUCGGAUCUUUGUUCUUCAGUGAUGGGUCUCAGAAAACCCUUGGAGCCUUUAUUGUAUGGAUUGCAUUGUGCCUGGCAGCUGGGAGGGAGAGCAACCAGGGAACGUUUGGGAACGAUGCCAAUGUGCAAGCAUUGCUGGGUUCGCUUUUGCGAAUCAGAACAGUUCUCAAAGGAAGCUCUGGAUCUUCAGAUGAUCUGGACAGUGCUGUGGCAAGGAUCGUGAAGCAAAACUUAGAUUCAAAGGUCCAGCCAGUUAGCUCUUUGGCUUGGUGCUCCAUUUUGACUUCGGUGUGCGAUGGCAGUACUGGUUCAUUUGACUCAGCGAUGGCCAAGUACAACGCACACCCCGAGGCAGUGAAGAACCUUCUGAACUCCACUGCUCCGGACGCGUUCAAGGAGUUGCUUCGUAGCACACACGACCUGCCAUUCAGCCACGGCCCCUUCGGGGAAGCAUUUUGCGCUGUUGGGGCUAUGUUCAUCGGAAGCGUUGGCAAGCUGGAAUCCAUGGAUGCCGAGUAUGACUCCAUGCAGCCGCAGCCACUGCCGCACGAAGCGUUCAUUACCAUCGAUUGGCAGCUCAGUAUGACUCCCGAGGCGCAGACACUCCUGUUCCGGCGGGUGAGGAUCACCUUCGACCGGGUGACGGGAAUGGUUCCACAGAAUUUGAAGAAACGGUAUCGUAUGGGGACAGAGGAACUCCUACGGGUCAGGAACAUGGUUGUAAUAUUCAGCCAGAUUUUGGGACACCUGCGGGCUCGGCUGAGCACAGAAGAGGUGGCAAGGUGGAUUGAAGAUGUUGAGACUGGCAUGGGCCGAGAUGAGGACCUGAUGCACUUGUUGCACCGCAGGCCCAAUGUUUUCUCUCUUUCCAUGCUCCUCUCGCACCAAGAGAAGGCCUCGGAAGACUUGCAGGAGUUAGAGAGGAAAAAGGUAGAGCAGGUUGAGUGCCAGCGUCAGGAAGUUCUGGCUGCACAGUGGAAGUACUUCUGUGCUGCCCUGGAGAAGGACCAGGAGGGAUUGACGAUUGUUCAGAGAGCACCAGCCCAAGUUCGGCAGAAGCUCCAUGUGAAGCAGGUUGCGCAUCGCGGGAAAGCCAUUGCUGCGGCAGAAGCAGCAUGCGCGGGAUACCAGGAGCGGAUGACUAUUCUUUCGAAGCCACAUGAUUUUAGCUUAAUAUGA